GUGUGUGUGUUGUGUCAUAUGAACAGUGUUUGACUAUGCUUUCUCCCAGGUUGUCUGACAGAUGUCGUGUUGGAGAAUUCAGAGGAAGAGUGAAGAGAGAGAAGGCUCUGGAACCUCUGGAGCUGAAAGACUUCCCAGAACCCCCUCCACCCGUGACCAACGAGGAGAGCCCUGACAUCAGAUCCACCGCUGCCCCCUACGACCCCCUCCCUGUAACUUCUGCCCCCUGCCCUGCCUACCACAGACCCACAUCCAUCUCUUACCAGCCCCUGGAAACUGACCUCCCUCCCCCAGAUGAGUCCUACACCGAGCCCCAGACCUCAAUGCCCCAGCUUUAUACCCAGCUCCAGUCUGGUACCAGGAGGAAGGGUCCGAUCCCCCCACCCAGACAAGACCAUUCAAGACAUUCACAGAACACCCACUCCCAGGAGUCUCUGUCUGGCUCUCAGGGCGGAGCUUCCGCCUCCCACGCCCCGGUCUCCUCCCACUUUGCCUCUGGUCCCACCCACUCCCCAAGGGGGGAUUCUGAGCAGAGCAGAGGAUUGGUGGAGAGGGAGCAGGAGGCGGUACSCCAGGUAGUGCCAUCCAAUCCCGGUUCAGCCCUUCCUGCCCUGCCCAGUAUGGAGUGCUAUCGUUCUCCCUCUCCUCAGUUUGCUCCUCCUCAGCUGACAGACAAGCCUCCUGUCUCUCUCCAGCAGCACCAUGACAACCCUGUCUCUCUCUCUGUCUGUCUGCACUAUGACCAAAACAACAGGAUGGAGAAUGUGAUGGAGCCAACCAGUGUGAGGAAGGUUCCUAUAAAGAUUGUUCACUCAGAGAGCGAGAAGGAGAAGGAGAGUCGACAGUACCUGCUGCGUCACAGUCACUCCACAGUGGAAGAAGCCCAGGGGCCCGGYCUGGUCCCCCUCAGCAGCCUGGGGACCUCAGGGGCCCCGGAACAGUCCUACUCUCUGUUCUGUGCCUACAGCCGGCAGAGGGACCAGGGGCCAGAGAUAGAGAAGACACUGGCUCCACCCAGCUAUCCAGCCCCAGAACUGCCUACAUCCCCACCCCUUUACCAAACCCCAACCCAUGAGAUGGACCUGGAGCAACACAGAGACACACACAUGGGUCCUCUCAGGGUCCACAACAGCCAAAUGGCAGUCCUGGCCACAUCCCCACCCAGCCGGCAGACCACCUCGGACCCAGACCCCCCCAGCGGUAACUGUGUGUUCCCUCCCGUCCCUCUCCCCCACUCUGAGGAGGAUGUGAAGAGAGAGCAGCUGGCCAGAGACAUCAUGAAUAAGGACCGGUCCCUAGCUGACAUCUUGGACAAGAGCUGGAGGAGGACCACCAUGGACCUGAUGGAGGGACUCUUUCCCCAGGGAGAAGUGCUGCUGGAGGGGAAGGAGAGGAGGAAUGUGUCCCCCAAACACUCCUCACCACGGUCUUCAGAGGACAG
Messenger RNA from Salvelinus sp. IW2-2015, 1441 nucleotides. RefSeq names its product protein Shroom2. The record is from RefSeq and is a predicted model, not a curated record. Gene Ontology annotation, molecular function: actin filament binding. Gene Ontology annotation, biological process: actin filament organization. Gene Ontology annotation, cellular component: apical plasma membrane; adherens junction; apical junction complex. NCBI's taxonomy places the organism in Eukaryota, Metazoa, Chordata, Actinopteri, Salmoniformes, Salmonidae.